Molecule: messenger RNA, 2646 nt
Organism: Pelagomonas calceolata
Lineage: Eukaryota; Pelagophyceae; Pelagomonadales; Pelagomonadaceae
Source: the annotation of a GenBank genome assembly
GCCCAGCUCUGGGCAGAGACAGCGCUUGCUGCACCUCUUCCUCCUCCUCCGCCGGGGGCGUGCGAACGGACGCAACGACCGUCGACCGUCCGCCACCGACGCGCAUGCGUUGCCAAGCUCCAACGAGUUGGGCAGCCUGGUGGUGAGGCUAUCUCUUAUCAAGGGAUACACAACUGAGGGGGGCAGGCGCACCACGUCCCUUCUACGGGAUCGGAAAACGCUGGGAUAACAACAUAGACGAGCGCAAAGGAUGGGAGCCGCCGCCUCAGCCCCGCGCCAGCCCCUCCGCGAACUAAGCGCGGACGGCGUCCGGGACCUCGUUGAGUCUCUGGGCCCGAAAUUCGCGGACCUCGCGAAGCAGCUGCAGGAGAACGGGUAUGAUGGUGAGGUUCUGGCGGACGCGUCGGACGAAGAUCUCGACGAAUUGUUUGGGGAGCUGGCGGUCUCCAAGCUGCAGCAGAAGGUGCUGCGGAACAAGCUUCGCAAGUCGCUCGACGAGCGCCCGGCCGCUCCGGCCGUGGGCCUCGCCGGCGAGGGGCUGCUGGGCGUCGCGAAGGACCUGCCCUGGGUCGCGCCCGUCGCCUUCCUCAUCGGUGCCGUGGUCAAGGCGGCCCAGGACGCCGCAGCGCUCAAGGAGGACGCGGCGCGCUUCGUGCGCGUCGUCCGCGGCGUCGAAAGCGCGCUGCAGCGCGCCGCCGCCGACGGGAAAUUGACCGAGAACGCUUCAAUCCGGGAAGCGCUGGAGGAAGCCCUGGCCCACUGCCACAUGCUGGCACGGGAAGGCACAUGCGUCGCCAUGCUGCUUUCUGACAGUGCCACGUUCGAGGCAUUGCAGACGAAGUUGCACUCUGCCUGCGAGGCGUGCUCCGUGGACACGAAUCUACUGGUGAGCGAAAGCUACGACCAGGCCGCGCGCCUCGCGAAGGAGGUCGAGGCGCUCGGCGGCGCGGAGCAAGUCGCGGCCGACCCGAAGCUGCGCGAGCGCAUCACGGCGUCGCUCUCGGCGGCGGAUCAGGGCAUCGAGGUCACGGCCGUCGCGGCACCAGUCGAGUACGUCGUCGAGGCGUACGACUGCUUCCUGUCGCACAAGCGCUCGGACUGCCAGGACCUCGUCGCGCGCGUGCACGACCGGCUGACGGACGCGGGGUACCGCGUCUUCAUCGACCGCGAGGACUUAGAGGAACUACCGAAGCUCAAGGCCAGCGUGCGCGCGUCGGGGAAGCUCGUCUUCUUCAUGUCGCCGAAGAUCUUCGAGUCGGACUGGUGUAUGCUCGAACUGUGCACGGCGGUCGACAGCGGCGUCGACGUCCUGCCGGUCACCGUCGAGGGCACCACCUGGGGCGGUGGCGAGCGCGUGUUUCCCGACGCCCAGGUCGACGUGCCGGAGAGCGUCGAGAUCCAGGGCCAGACGUACUAUCCGCGCGCUGCCGCUGCCAAGGCGUUCGCCCAUGCGAUUGGCCUCGAACACUCGCGCAGCUACUUCGACGCCUUCAUCGAGAAGCUCUCGAAGCGCCUGCCCGCGAAGAGCGCCGAGGACCUCGAGGCCAAGUUCAGGGCCCAGGACGAGCGCGCGGCGCGCUACGACGCCAUGGAACAGCAGCUAAAAGCGUUGACGACGAUGAUGCAGGCCGUCGCGCAGAUCCGCGGCGACCCCAACGAGCAAGGUGGCUUCGACGCGGACAAGGCCGUCGUGGCACAGCUCGCGACGCCAGUGAUCUACAACGAGCUCACGAAAAAGAUGCCCGUCCCGCACACGGAACCGGCGCGCCUGCUCGCGCUCGACGAGGCGGGGCUCACGGGCGAGGCGCUGGAGGCGCGCAUCGCCAACAACGAGGAGCUCAAAGGCGUCGUCGCGGAGGCCAUGGCGUCGUCGGGUGAUGACGUGGCGUGGAUUGGCGCCAUCCAGGGUGACAAGCAGACGGUCAUCCGCGGCGAAUUCCGCGACCCAGCGCCCGACGCCAUCGUGGACGGCUUCACGGGACCGCGCGAGAUGACGCAGUGCCAGCACGUCAUCGCGAGCGGAGCGGCGCGCGAUGUCAAGUGCGCGACGUCGUUUGAGGCCGGUGGCGACGUCCUGAGCAUGAAUGCGCCCGAGUUCACGGCGAUCGGCAAGGCGGGGCACGCCUUCGGCCUCAUCCAGGCGCUCGGCGAGCGCGCCAUGGACGAGAGCGUGCCCGACGCCGAAUUGUUACAUGGCGAAGAAUUGCCGACGACGGUCGGCGGCAUCCGCAAGAUGAUGGGCAUCAUGAUGGACGAGGAGACGCGGUAUCGCGGCGUCCCGGUGAAAGUCUGCGGCGAGAACGUGUGCACUCUGUGUACCAUGGGGAAGGGGGAAGGUGACGUGAAACAGCUGGAAGCGCUCGCUGUCCGAGCGGGCGAGAUCCUCGAGAAGCAGAUGCCCAAGGCGACGCCGGUGACGGCGCAGGAACCGGAUGCCCCGGCGACCGACGACGUCGGCGCCUGGUUGAAAGCAAGGCGCCUCGGAAAAUUCGCGGAAGGUCUGCUGGGCAUGGGCGUCGAGUGCGUCGAGGACCUGCACGACGUCGAGCCCGAGGACUGCAUCGCGCUCGGGAUGAGCCACAUCCAGCAGAACCGGCUCCGGAAGGAGCUCGCCAAGCUAGAGACCUAAUAAUUCAAAACACUAGU